Messenger RNA from Blepharisma stoltei, 330 nucleotides. The record is from the annotation of a GenBank genome assembly. Lineage: Eukaryota; Ciliophora; Heterotrichea; Heterotrichida; Blepharismidae.
AUGUCAAGUCUAUGGUGUUUUUGUGACGGAAAGAUAGAGAUAAAGGAAACUGUCAUAGAUGUCCAAGGAGACGGACUAAGACAGAAUAGCCAAGAUCUUUUAAUGGAAGAAACUGAUUACUAUUUCGUAAGACAGCCAAUAAUAGUAAGCCCGAAGAAAAUUUAUGCAUGCAUAUUUUGCAGCCUAAAUUUCAAUAAUCCAAUUGAUUUGGAGAAGCAUAAUCUGCGCCACACGCCGAAUAGGCAAUUCUGUCCUAUUUGCGACGAGCAUCAUGAAGGUAACCAAGAAAUGCAAUUGCAUAUGGAACAGCAUGAGUCGUGUGGAAACUAG